GAGAAUUUUAGUGGGAUUCUGGAGUCAGUGAGUCACAUUUGUCCGGGCAUCGCGCUUCGUUAUUGCAAAGACUUGCUGGUUGUCUUACGUUUCAAUUGUACGAAAAUCAGAAAUUGCCGCAAGUAGUGUGCGUACGUGUUUUACCGACGUUUUGCUGGUUGCACACCAUACAAAAAUAAGCUAAAUAAAAUAAUUCCGACAGUAGUGCAACGACCAAAAGGUAUAGACCUUGGUCAGAUUGGCAGAUAUUUGAAAAAUGUACAGCGUUCACGUGACUCCCGGAGGAUCUUCGAGCAAGACAGGCACCGCGAGAGGACAUCCGGACAGUGAAAUCACUUACAAGGCUCGACGCCGAGAAUCUGUGCCAAUUCGUGUCAUCAAUUAUCUACGAUCCCAAUUCAAAGCCGAGGAAAUACCAGAGGGUGAGCUUGAAGAAUUGACCGGAGUGUUGGCAAGUACCGGAGGUGGAGCUUUGACGCUCGGAGGACGUCACAGGCCGGAAGAGUUGACUACGCUGGCUGCGACUACUCGGUUUUCACGAAAAGAAAUCCAGCUCAUCUACAGAGGAUUUAAACAAGAAUGUCCCAGCGGUCUCGUAGACGAGGAAGCCUUUAAACAGAUUUUUUCCCAAUUCUUUCCCCAAGGAGAUGCGAGUCAAUACGCGCACUAUGUAUUCAAUACGAUGAAGCGCAAACAGUCUGGUAAAAUAAGCUUUGAGGAAUUUCUAACUAUUUUAUCAAAAGUAUCCCGUGGGUCAGUUGAAGAGAAACUCCAGUGGGUAUUCGGGCUCUAUGAUCUGGAUGGCGACGGGCUGAUUAGCAAAGACGAGAUGCUCGAUGUGGUUGGUUCGAUUUAUGAAAUGCUUGGACGAUAUACGCAGCCCCAAUGCGCUGAGCCUCAAUUAGCGGCUCGGGAGCACGUCGAACGUAUAUUUCACUUAAUGGAUACAAAUAAGGAUGGCGUGGUAACAAUUGAGGAACUGGUCCAGUGGUGUUCUAAAGAUGAGCAGCUUCUUCGCAGCUUGGACACCCUAGAUACAGUCUUGUGAAAUUACUUUUUCUUGUACUAAUUAUUUACCAUAUGCUCAGUAACCUCGUGAUAACGUGUUCGUCGUUCUAAAAUUUUCUGCAUAAAGGUUUCUUCGUACUCUAAUUUUUAAUAGUAUCGUCGCGAAAAUUUUCAUUCUAAAUGCAAUGGAAAUUUAUUGACCAUGGUUGCAGUGUGGUUCAAACACAAGUUAUGCAACAAUCAUAGCAUCUCGUGUCUUUCGAAUUCCCCGAAACACACAUUCUUUCAUUUUUACCUCGGUUCGUUUUAUUCACAUUUAGACAGCUGAUUGUUCCCAAGAGACCGUUAAAUAUGGUGCAGAAAACUUUAUGAGCCUCUCCUGUAAAUAUUUUCCUACCCAGUCUUUCAAACGUGCAAUUGCAUAAUUCCAGUAUUAUUAUUAUUAUAUAAGUAUCAAUGAAUCCGAUAUAUUAGUCACUUUUUCAAUAUCCCAGUCGACGCAGUUUUAAAAAAGUACCAAUGAAUUCUCAA
Diprion similis is the source of this 1539-nucleotide messenger RNA. Its product is annotated as Kv channel-interacting protein 2-like. The transcript has 5 exons. The record is from RefSeq and is a predicted model, not a curated record. The coding region runs from base 257 to 1048 and encodes 263 amino acids. NCBI's taxonomy places the organism in Eukaryota, Metazoa, Arthropoda, Insecta, Hymenoptera, Diprionidae. Gene Ontology annotation, molecular function: calcium ion binding.